Molecule: messenger RNA, 2369 nt
Organism: Temnothorax curvispinosus
Lineage: Eukaryota; Metazoa; Arthropoda; Insecta; Hymenoptera; Formicidae
Gene: Dd
Product: CTD nuclear envelope phosphatase 1 homolog
Exons: 5
Coding region: 1211-1942 (243 amino acids)
Molecular function (GO): protein serine/threonine phosphatase activity
Source: RefSeq, a predicted model, not a curated record
AAUGUGUGUAUUAAUUUAAAUAUAAUUAAUAAAUUUGUUUCUAGCAAAUGUUCGUGUAAGUUUCACACGUGUUGUUACGAAUCGAGAUCGACCUCGACUACGCGAACUUUCGAGAGCUCGAAUCGAAUUCAACGAAAGGAAUCGGAGCAUUCGGAGCACGGCUGUCUCGAAUGUCAUCUCGAUUCGGACUCGGACUCGGACUUGAGACUUGACCGACUCGACGAAUACCCGCAAAUUUCUCACAAUUUCGUAAGAGCUAUAUUUAGAAAAUUUUAACUUUUCUGAUGUGAGAUGUGCACGCGUGCGCGUGCGUGUCGUAUAUGUUAUAUCGCAUGACUGUUGGCGGAGCAGCCCCACGCGCAACGUUGCGAAGAAAAAACGCGCUGAACAUCUUGAGAUUUUGAGACUUGAGACGGAAGACGCAACGCGAUUUAUAUGUGAUAAGAGCGGCCGGCGCGAUGCGCAAAGCGCAAGCUGCGCGAGGUGCGAGAAAGAGAGAGGGAUAGAGAGAGUGUGAGAGCGAGAGCAGCGCAGUGCGCACGGAAAAAUUGGGUCGAUGCGCGGAAGAUGGCGGCUGUUGCGUGGUGCGCGUAAGAAGGCUCUCGUACUUUGGUUUUGCCAAAAAACAUGAAAGAACCACGGUGAGGUGCGUUAACACGUGCGAAACGCGAUUCGUCGUCGCAGACUGCAGACAGCCCGACACGGCGGACACCCGGCGUAAAAACGGCGGACUCGCGCCAACUCGGAACUCUCGCGACAGUCUUGAUCUUGACUCGAUCGCGGUGGUGUUGACGACGUUGUUUACGAGUUUACGAUAAGCGCGGCAGAAGCGGAAGAAGCUGGAAGGCUGGAACUCGUUGCUUUCGGCUUUCGGUUCAUUGGGCUGUCCGCAGCUGUCCGGGCUGUCGUCGGUCGUCGGCACUCACAGCGAGUCGGCGACGGCGAGCAGAGCAGGUAUCACACGGAUCACAGAAUUCGCACUCGCGAUCUGCAACGAGGCCAACGCGAGUGCGACGUGACUCGUGCUCGUGAGUCGGGCUCGAGCAGUCAGUCGAGCGGCGAAUAGCGGGAUAGAAGAUAGUGGGAUAGCGGGGAGGAGAAAAAGAAAGGAGCCUGGAGCACGCACGUAUACACACAGUAUACACAGGACAGAUUCGACACUGGAGAUUAAGUGCUGCCGGACUUCGGCCCGGUGAGAAGAACAGUAGAGAUGCUGAAGCAAUUGCAGAUGGGGAUGAGAGCUUUCCUCUUAAUGGCCUCCCGUGUGUGGACCUGCAUCUGCUUUCUACUCAAGAAGCAGGUUAGAGCCAUCUCACAGAUGCAACCAGUCAAAUAUGAGAUCUUCCCACUUUCACCUUUAUCUAGACACAGACUUAGUAUAGUUAAGAGAAAAGUAUUAGUACUGGAUUUAGAUGAAACGUUAAUUCAUUCUCAUCACGACGGAGUAGCAAGGCCAACUGUUAGGCCUGGUACACCUCCAGAUUUUGUUCUUAAAGUGACGAUAGACAGACAUCCUGUUAGAUUUUUCGUCCAUAAAAGACCACACGUAGACUUCUUCUUGGAUAUUGUUAGUCAGUGGUACGAGCUAGUAGUCUUUACUGCAUCCAUGGAAAUAUAUGGGGCAGCAGUUGCGGAUAAAUUAGAUAACAACAGAGGUAUUUUAAGGCGCAGAUAUUAUAGACAACAUUGUACGCCAGAAAUGGGUUCCUAUACUAAGGAUUUAUCAGCAAUUUGUUCAGAUCUCUCUUCAGUCUUUAUUCUUGACAACAGCCCAGGAGCUUACAGAGCCUAUCCACACAACGCGAUACCCAUAAAGUCAUGGUUCAGCGAUGCGGGAGACACUGCUUUAUUAAGCUUACUUCCAGUCUUGGACGCUCUUCGUUUCACGCAGGAUGUACGAUCCGUUCUUUCAAGGAAUUUACACUUACAUCAUACUUGGUAGCAUAGCCGAGAUUGAAUGAUACACUAGAUAUUCUAGAGUUGAAACUAUCAGCAGUUUCAGUUAGCGUGUCUAGCCUAGAAUUAUUAUUGUUAUUAAUUAAUAGCAACAUUAGGUCGCUGCCCGUAUAGUGUGUGUGUGUGUGUGUGUGUGUGUGUGUGCGCGCGCGUGAGAGUGAGAGAGAGAGAGAGAGAGAGACCAACCACCCCCUUCUUGUCCUUGUUUUUCUAUACUCGAACAGCGGCGAAUAGAUAUCGAAGGGAAUGGUAUUCAGCCAAUAAUUACAUCAGCACAAAACAUCCUAGGAUAAUUCUUUACAUUGUACAGUGUGUAGUCCAUGUGUGUUAUAAAACUAUAAAGUGAAUUUCUUCUUUUUUCUGUUACAUAAGCCUUUGCCAAAGAUCAUGAAAAUAAAAUAGAACCGCACUAA